Messenger RNA from Eremothecium gossypii ATCC 10895, 708 nucleotides. RefSeq names its product putative serine hydrolase (gene FSH1). Bases 1 to 708 code for a protein of 235 amino acids. Gene Ontology annotation, cellular component: nucleus; cytoplasm. NCBI's taxonomy places the organism in Eukaryota, Fungi, Ascomycota, Saccharomycetes, Saccharomycetales, Saccharomycetaceae. The transcript has a single exon. The record is from RefSeq and is marked provisional.
AUGGCUCGGUUGCUCUUCUUGCAUGGGUUUCUGCAGAACGGGCGCGUCUUCAGCGAGAAGUCGUCCGGACUUCGUAAGCUACUCAAGAAGGCCGGAGUGCAGUGUGACUACAUAGAUGGGCCGGUCGAGCUGCAGCCCGCGGACCUGCCGUUCUCGGUCGAGGCCGAGCGGUGGAGCGCCACGGUGGACGCCGGCAUGAACCGGGCGUGGUUCCACCACACGGACGUGUCGGCAGACCUGAACGUCGCGGACGCGCUGGAGACGGUCGCCGCGCACAUCCGCGCCCACGGGCCGUACGACGGUGUGGUCGGCUUCUCGCAGGGCGCGGCGCUGGCAGCGAUCCUCACCAACCGGCUGUGCGACCUGGUGCCCGGGCACCCGCCGCUGAAGGUCGGGCUCUUUGUGUCGGGCUACUCCUUCACCGAGCCCGAUCCCGUGGCGCCGCAGGCGCUGCGCAUCGCGGCCCGCCACCAGCAGGCCUUCGCACCGCCGCCCGGCCAGCCCACGCAGGUGCUUUUCCUGUACGGUGCUGCGGACGCCGCGGUGCCGGCGGCUAGAUCGAAAUACUUGCAGGACAUCUACGUGAAGGCCUAUGGCGAGGACCAGGUAAAGGGUUUUGAGCACCCUGGAGGCCAUAUGGUCCCCAACAAGAAGGAGAUCAUUCGGCCGAUUGUUGACGAGAUCGCAAAGGCCCUGGGGCUGCCAUGA